Lampris incognitus (smalleye Pacific opah) is the source of this 2299-nucleotide messenger RNA. It is a transcript of the gene ush1ga, whose product is annotated as Usher syndrome 1Ga (autosomal recessive). The record is from RefSeq and is a predicted model, not a curated record. The coding region runs from base 132 to 1559 and encodes 475 amino acids. Gene Ontology annotation, molecular function: protein binding. NCBI's taxonomy places the organism in Eukaryota, Metazoa, Chordata, Actinopteri, Lampriformes, Lampridae. The transcript is spliced from 4 exons. Gene Ontology annotation, biological process: equilibrioception; sensory perception of light stimulus; sensory perception of sound.
CCGGGAUACGGGAGAGGCCGUAGACACCAUGGCGGAACGCUCCUCGGCCGGUCCCGGUGGCCGCGACGUUUGACGGACGAUGAGGAGCACGGUCGAACGGAAUGGCGGAGACGGUCUACUAACUCAGCACCAUGGAUGACAGGUACCACAAGGCGGCCCGGGACGGCUACCUGGACCUGCUGAAGGAGGCGACGAGGAAAGACCUGAACGCGCCGGACGAGGAUGGCAUGACGCCGACUCUGUGGGCCGCCUAUCACGGCAACCUGGAUGCUCUGCGGCUCAUCGUGGGCAGGGGGGGAAAUCCUGACAAGUGUGACAUAUGGGGAAACACGCCCCUCCACCUGGCAGCUGCCAAUGGACACCACAACUGUUUGUCCUUCCUGGUGUCUUUCGGUGCCAACAUCUGGUGCCUGGACAACGACUAUCACACACCGUUGGACAUGGCCGCCACAAAGAACCACAUGGACUGCGUCCGCUACCUGGACUCCAUCGCUGCCAAGCAGACAGCCCUCAACCCCAAGUUCGUCAGCAAGCUGAAGGACCGGGCGUUUCGUGAAGCCGAGCGGCGGAUUAACGAGUGCGUGAAGCUGCAGAGGAAGCACCGUAAACGUAUGGAGCGCAAGUUCCAGAAGGAGUCGUCCGAGGCGUCCGUCUCGGACGCCAUGAGCUUUUCCAGUUACACCAGCAGCUCCGUGAGCCGCAAGCUGCGCAGCUUCAACGCAGCCACCGUCAGUGUGCCAUACUCUCAGGCUACCCUCCAUGCCACAAACCGGGGGAAGACAAAGAUCCAGAGGAAGUUGGAAAAGAGGAAACAAGGCGACGGCACCUUCAAGAUCUACGAGGAUGGAAGAAAGAGCGUCCGCUCCCUUUCUGGCCUCCAGCUGGGCAAUGACGUCAUGUUUGUCAAACAGGGCACUUACAUCAACCCGAAGGACCGUGGCCGCCGCAAUAUCCGCGACAUGUUCCCUGGGGACAACGACGACACCAUCUCACGUGCCAUCAGUGAGCCAGACCUCCACGGGGCGGACGUGGACUACUCUGAGAUAAGCACCGACUCGGGCCAUGACUCCCUCUUCAACCGGCCCGGCCUGGGCGCCAUGGUGUUCAGGAGGAACUAUGUCAGCGGUGGGAUGUUUGGCCUUGGUGAGCACAAUGAAGCAGGCUCGGCGGGAACCGACCGGACGGGGGAGACUGUGCGCUUACGCAGCAGGCUCCAGCGCUCUCCGAGCCUGGAUGAAGAUAGCCUCGGCAGCGCCCACAGCCUGCAGGAGAGGAACGUGCAGGAGCUGCCGUGGGACGAGGUGGAGUUAGGGCUGGACGACGACGACGAGCUUGAGACGAGCCCCCUGGAGGUCUUCCUGGCCACCCAGAGCAUGGGCGAGUUCAUCUCCAUUUUCAAGAGGGAGAGGAUAGACCUCCAAGCCCUGCUGUUGUGCUCGGACCAGGACCUCAAGAGCAUCCAUAUCCCCCUAGGGCCCCGAAAGAAGAUCUUAGAUGCCUGUCAGAGACGUCUGGAAACCAUUGAGGACCCAGACUGCAUCGAAGACACAGAACUAUAAACGACUUCCUGUAGACGGCCCUCCUGCCAUGUAGCGCUCAGUCUCGCUCAAAGGUCCAUGGAGUAUGGCGGCGAGCAUGUCAUGUAUGGACAAAGAGGACUUUGUGAUUUAGUUAGCUACUCCGUUGUAAGCCAGGCAGAGGGGAAAUGGUCAAGACAAAUAUUCAAAACGAGAAGAGAUGGGCCUGAGAGGAAUUUGGAGCAGGAAUUUUGCCUCGUACAACUCGGCACUGAAGACGCGUCUAAAAGACUGUCUACAUCAUAGCCUCGCCGAGUUACAGGAAUUCACUACAGUGCAUGAAUGAACAAACCGAAUAGCUGCCGUUGAGACGCAGCGUCGUUGGAUGUCACGUGGCAUAAUCAAUAGAGAGUUGUUUUCAGGGGUCUGUGUUCACCAAACAGGCCUCAGAGUUUGCCCCUGUGGGGUAGGUUUUACCAUUGUCUGUGCCUGUGUCACUCGUGCCUGUACAUUUGUUUAAAUGCAUUUUAUAAUAGAUGUUUUUGACAUUAUUUUCAAAAUAAUUUGUUCAUUAACUCAAUCAACACUGCCUUCUGUAAAACAAACAAAAAAAAGUUUUAGCAAGACGUCUUGAUGCAUGCUCAAUAAUCCAGGUGAGGGAGUCACAGGAAGUUGAAUCAGUUCGUCUGGACACAAGGUUUAUUGAGAGAAAUGGUUCAUCACUCUUCAGUCUCAACUGGCUGCAGGUAUCCCCACCCUUAUAAAUAAUACAGCGGCAUAAC